GGUGACAAGCGCCUGCACAAAGUGCAUUUUUAAUUGAAAUGACUGCCAAUGUAGGAGGCAUUAUCGCUAUUGUCGUAUUCUAUAUGUUAAUCCUGGCCAUUGGACUAUGGGCUGCCUGGAAAACUCACAUAAGGACUAGUAGAUCUGAACUACUGCGACAUGAGGUUAUAAUGGUAGGAAGACGAGACAUAGGCCUUGUCCUUGGAAUGUUUACAAUGACUGCCACUUGGGUUGGUGGAGCUUACAUCAAUGGCACAGCGGAAGGAGUCUAUCUUGCUGGACAUGGCCUUGCAUGGACGCAGGCUCCUAUGGGAUUUGCAUUGAGUCUUACCAUCGGUGGUUUGUUUUUCGCAAAACCAAUGCGUACAAAAAAAUAUGUGACCAUGCUCGACCCAAUUCAGGAAACCUAUGGCAAUUGGAUAGGUAGCUUGUUCUUCAUUCCUGCUGCCAUGGGAGAGCUCUUUUGGACAGGAGCUGUUCUGUCAGCCCUUGGUUCAUCCCUGAGUGUGAUUUUUGAGAUCAAUGUUAACAUAUCAGUUAUUAUCUCUGCUUUGAUAUCAAUUUUUUAUACUUUGAUUGGAGGAUUAUACUCUGUUGCAUACACAGAUAUGGUUCAGCUUGUCUGCAUUGUUGUGGGAAUGUAUGUAAGCUUGCCUUUUGCCAUUACACAUCCUGCUGUGACAGAUAUCAGGAUCACCUCUACCCAUUAUGUUUACCAUGAACCAUGGCUUGGACAAAUCCACGCUAAAAGGGCCUGGAUUUGGAUCGAUAACUAUUGUCUAAUGAUCUUGGGAGGCAUCCCUUGGCAAGCAUAUUUUCAGAGAGUACUGUCUGCUUCCACUGCUGCACAAGCACAAAUAAUAUCCAUCUUGGCUUCUAUCUGCACAGUAGGACUAGCGGUUCCAUCUGUAAUCUUUGGUGCUGUAGGAGCAUCAACUGAUUGGAAUCAGACUUCCUAUGGUCUUCCAGACCCAACAGACAGGAAUCAGACUCAGAUGAUAUUGCCUUUAAUUCUACGGUACCUUUGUCCAAGUUAUAUUGGAUAUUUUGGCCUCGGAGCCAUCUCUGCUGCGGUGAUGUCAUCAGCUGAUUCCUCCAUCCUAUCAGCAAGUUCCAUGUUUACUCGGAAUAUUUAUCAAUUGGCAAUAAGGAAUGAAGCCACGGAUAAUGAACUGGUGUGGGUCAUGAGAGGAGCUAUCAUUUUAUUCGGAGGAUUAGCGGCAGGAAUGACGUGGUUGUCCAGUUCUGUCUAUGGAUUGUGGUAUCUGAGCUCGGAUCUUAUCUUUGUUCUUCUUUUCCCACAACUGUUGUCCGUACUCUUCAUCAAGGGAAGUAAUUCAUACGGCUGCAUCACUGGUUACAUCUUUGGUCUGAUCCUGCGGGUUGGGGGCGGUGAGCCAUACCUGCGCCUACAACCAUUUAUCUGUUAUGCCGGGUGUUAUUUGGAUAUUCAGUUUCCAGGUGGGCCAAUUUACGUUCAAAGAUUUCCAUUCAAAACAAUGUCGAUGUUGUCAUCUUUGCUGAUAAAUUUAACCGUUUCGUAUUUGACCAAAUAUCUUUUCAACAAUGGAAUGUUGCCUCGAAAGCUGGACUUUCUUGAAAAUUUUGUUACCAAGCCUACAACGGAAAAAACAAAUAAAGUAACCCCACUUAACGAUGGUAGCAUUGAUGACGAUGAAGAUAAAUCUUUAGAUGGAGAAACAGAAGAUUCCCUUGAUACUCCCCAGCCAAGUGAAAAACCGGUUACUGAUGAAGUUGCAGAACCAGCAAUUAAAACAGUAGAUAACUGACAAUUCACUCAGUUACAGAUAACUUCAAACAUGGAUAUUGUUACAAAAAUGUAUUACACAUGAUGAAAAUGCCUAGUGGUUUUGGGACGCAAGGAUAUGACAACAAAUAAAACAAAACUCUCUGUAAAACAUUUAAAACCAGUGGACUAAAAAUCCCAAUUGAGUCAAUUAUUAGCAGUUAGCUAUCAUCUGUAAGUUAUUGUUCAGUUUACUUUACAAGACAAUUUUCAUUUAUAUAGCACAUUUAACAUAAGGAAACAUCACAAUGUAUUUCCCAGAAGUAUAAUUAGAUAAAUAAGUAAAUUGAAGCAAGCCACAUUAGGGUAAAUGCUUGAUCCAAUGGUUUUAGCUAACAUCUCUAACACAGACAUGUCUUUAAAAGAAUUGAGUAGUUUAGAAUGGGAAUUAGAGCUUUAAGUCUCCCAAAGUAGCGAAGGAUGUAGAGGUAUGAGACCAAUGUUGGAGGAAAGCAGAGUUCUCAGAAAAUUGCAUUGAUGAAACCUGGUCAGUGAUGAGGCUCUGAUGGAAUUUGAACAUGACCAUGAUAUUUUUAAGAGCAAUGUAUCGCUGGACCAGGAGCCAAAGUGGGUGAGGGAACUCAUGUGUUGUUGAGUGAAUAAAACACUCAAGGAUGCACAGUACAAUGUGGACAGCACCUCUGCUUAAAAUAAUGCAGAGAAGAUCAGAGGCUGACCAGGAGUAGUGAAAUAAUCAGAUCAAAAAGUUACCUAAAUAUACGAUGUAGUAUGCAGGUGUGUGAUAUUAAGAAAAGGAAAUGUGCCGUACUUGCAAUAAAAACAGAUAGCGUUUGGAGCUAGCAACAAGGUCACACACAGUCCAGUUCAGGAAAAGAUUGAUGUCAUUGGAUGCUUAUUUAUGAUUUUUUUUGCCACAUCUACCUUAAUUCAAUAAA
Molecule: messenger RNA, 2703 nt
Organism: Amblyraja radiata (thorny skate)
Lineage: Eukaryota; Metazoa; Chordata; Chondrichthyes; Rajiformes; Rajidae
Product: high-affinity choline transporter 1-like
Exons: 8
Coding region: 39-1790 (583 amino acids)
Biological process (GO): transmembrane transport; choline transport; acetylcholine biosynthetic process
Cellular component (GO): axon; plasma membrane; synapse
Molecular function (GO): choline:sodium symporter activity
Source: RefSeq, a predicted model, not a curated record